Messenger RNA from Durusdinium trenchii, 1251 nucleotides. NCBI's taxonomy places the organism in Eukaryota, Dinophyceae, Suessiales, Symbiodiniaceae. The record is from the annotation of a GenBank genome assembly.
AUGCCACCGCGUCGCCGCGCAUCUUCUGCGCGAUGCUGCACAUCGAAACCUCUCGGCAGGCGGACCCGGGGGAUUUGCGGAACUGCCACGGUGCGGUGGGAUUUUCGUGCCACGAGGGUGUCUCUCCAAUUCAUGGACUUCCACGUCGAUUCUGACCGGAAAACGUCGUGUUCAGCUUCCAUUCGGAAGGGCGGUGAACCUAUCGGAUUUGGUCAACCACGGCCUUUUCGGUUCCAGCCAGAGCGAAAGACGGAUCUGGCGAUGGCGAUGACGGAGAAGGAGCCUUUGGUGGAACGACCACCACCACCAUCUGCAGGAUGUUGCUGUUGUUGCUGCACUCCACCCAGGCACAUGAAUGAUGCAUUCGUGGACAAGUACUUGGAUGGCGAUAUACAAUGGGGCUAUUGGAACAUGCCUCCGCGGGAUGAGAAGACGCUGGCAGAGUGCCGAAUGCGUCUCAAGGACAGGAUGCGCUUUCCUAAAACUUCGAUCAUCAGAUCGGAGUCCGAUAUGGAGAUGGGCUUCGCGAGUGCGAAGGACAUGAUCCAAAUCAUGUAUGAUGGAACAAAGAGUCCACUCUUGGAGGAAGUGCCUGAGCGAUUGCGAGGAGUCUAUUGGAUGAAAGACAAUGGCGUAGGAGAGGAGCUGGUGGUGAUUCAUUGGGCCAAAUGGUACGAAGAGGAGAAGCUCUUGCUGAUCCCCAUGGCGACGUUCAUGUGGGCUUGGCCCUUUGGGACUCCAAAGAAUGCACCCUUUGGUGGAACCAUGUAUGGGCCCCAGACCACUGUGAGUGGGGCGCGUACACUGCUCGGCACUGGCAAACCCCCUCCUAACCCUGGUCCUGCCCCUGGAAAUUUGUCCAUGGUCUUCGAUAGUCUUCCGGUGAAGAAUGGCACUUUGCAGGGCCACAACGCAGAUGUGCGUGAUGAUAUUGUGGACUUGGGGACCUUUCUGCCGAUCUGUCCGUGCUGUGCCUGUAUCCGUGGAAAGUUCACCAUGGAGCUCUUGUCCUCAGAGAGCUCCGAGCCCGGCUCUCGCUGGAAGCGUGGCAUUUGGUGGGGUUUGGGUACUUGUACACCUUUGGAGUUCGGCUCUUACACCUUGACGAAGGUGAUGAAGGGCAACGGAGAGCCGAACGAGCCUUACUACAGUGAAUUUCUCGAGUACAUGGGUGACGUCCCUCUUUUUGCAUGGUCUGGCUUUGUUGACGAGACCACCGGCAGCGGCCGCGAAUACGGCCAGCCCAUCUAG